AUGUCAGCCCCCGCCAGUUUGGACUUCGCGGCAGUGGAAAGUUUCCUAGACAGGCACCCGGAGCUGGUAGAGAAGUGGCUGAAGAGGAGAAAGUCUCCCCUCGGCAAAGCGGAUCCCGCUUCUGGUGGCGGCGGGGCAGAAGGGCGCCCGAACAGCCGUGCCAACGGCGCCGCCUCGCCUGGGGGCGGCUCUCCCGGCGGCCGGGGUGCAGGCCAAGCGGGCCUGGAGGCGGCGGCCGGCGGGCUGCAGCGGCGGGCGUCGCAGAAGGAGCUGAGGAAAAGUUUCGCGCGCUCCAAGGCCAUCCACGUGAACCUGACCUACGACGAGCACGUCCAUGCCCGGGCUCAGGAGCCGCUGAGCAGCGCCAGGCGGCGGGCGCUGCUGAGGAAGGCCAGCUCGCUGCCGCCCACCACGGCGCACAUCCUCAGCGCGCUGCUGGAGUCGCGGGUCAACCUCCCCCAGUACCCGCCCACCGCCCUGGACUACAAGCGCCACCUCAAGGAGCACAACGAGCGGCAGUUUUUCUUGGAGCUCGUUAAGGACAUCUCCAACGACUUGGACCUGGGCGCCCUCAGCUACAAGAUCCUCAUCUUCGUCUGCCUCAUGGUGGACGCCGACCGGGGUUCCCUUUUCCUGGUGGAAGGCGCAGGCGGCGGCGGCGGCAAGAAGAGCCUGGUCUCCAAGGUCUUCGACGUGCACGCCGGCACCCCCUUGCUGCCUUGCUACAGCACCGAGAACUCGAACGAGGUGCAGGUGCCCUGGGGCAAAGGCAUCAUCGGCUACGUGGCCGAGCACGGCGAGACCGUCAACAUCGCCGACGCGUACCAGGAUCGUCGCUUUAAUGAUGAGAUUGACAAACUGACAGGAUACAAGACCAAGUCGUUGCUUUGUAUGCCCAUAAGAAACAGUGAGGAUGAGAUUAUUGGUGUUGCACAAGCGAUAAAUAAAACUCCUGGAGGUGCUCCUUUCACUGAUGAUGAUGAAAAAGUAAUGGAAAUGUAUCUUCCAUUUUGUGGGAUUGCUAUAUCUAAUGCUCAGCUGUUUGCUGCUUCCAGGAAGGAAUACGAGAGAAGCAGAGCCUUGCUGGAGGUAGUGAAUGAUCUCUUUGAAGAGCAGACAGACUUAGAGAAAAUUGUGAAGAAAAUUAUGCAUCGAGCCCAAACUCUUCUGAAGUGUGAACGCUGCUCAGUAUUGCUUCUUGAAGACAUUGAAUCUCCGGUGGUGAAAUUUACCAAAUCGUUUGAGUUGAUGUCUCCAAAAUGCAGUGCAGAUACAGAGAAUAGUUUCAAAGACAGCUUGGAGAAACCAACCUCGUCUUAUUCCGACUGGCUAGUAAACAAUAGUAUUGCUGAACUCGUAGCUUCUACAGGCCUCCCAGUGAACAUCAGUGAUGCAUAUCAAGAUCCUCGCUUUGAUGCUGAAGCUGAGCAGAUUUCUGGCUUUCAUAUAAGGUCUGUCCUCUGUGUACCUAUAUGGAACAGCAGUCACCAAAUAAUUGGGGUAGCUCAAGUAUUAAAUAGGCUUGAUGGGAAACCUUUUGAUGAUGCUGAUCAGCGACUCUUUGAGGCUUUUGUUAUAUUUUGUGGCUUGGGCAUCAACAAUACUAUAAUGUAUGACCAAGUGAAUAAAUCGUGGGCAAAGCAAUCAGUGGCUCUUGAUGUGCUGUCUUACCACGCAACAUGCUCAAAGGCAGAAGUUGAGAAAUUUAAGGCAGCAAACAUCCCGCUUGUGUCAGAGCUUGGCAUAGAUAACAUCCAUUUUGAUGACUUCUCCCUCGACACGGAUGCCAUGAUAACUGCAGCACUCCGGAUGUUCAUGGAGCUUGGAAUGGUUCAGAAAUUUAAAAUUGACUAUGAGACGCUGUGUAGGUGGCUUUUGACAGUGAGGAAGAAUUACCGCAUGGUUCUGUAUCACAACUGGAGGCAUGCUUUCAACGUGUGCCAGCUCAUGUUUGCCAUGUUAACCACAGCAGGAUUUCAGGAGAUUCUGACAGAAACUGAAAUGUUAGCUUUGAUUGUGGGAUGCUUAUGUCAUGACCUUGACCACAGAGGAACAAACAAUGCCUUUCAAGCCAAGAGUGGAUCAGCUUUGGCUCAGCUGUACGGGACGUCUGCUACCUUGGAGCACCAUCAUUUUAACCAUGCUGUCAUGAUUCUUCAGAGUGAGGGUCACAACAUCUUUGCUAACUUGUCCUCCAAGGAUUACAGUGACCUUAUGCAGCUUCUGAAGAAGUCGAUAUUGGCAACAGACCUCACUCUUUAUUUUGAGAAGAGGAAUGAGUUUUUUGAACUUGUCAACAAGGGUGACUACAAUUGGACAGUUAAAAGUCAGCGAGAGAUAUUCCGAUCAAUGCUAAUGACAGCCUGUGACCUUGGAGCAGCGACCAAACCGUGGGAGAUUUCAAGACAGGUAGCUGAACUGGUAACAAGUGAGUUCUUUGAACAAGGAGACAGAGAACGAUCUGAGCUCAAACUCACACCUUCGGCUAUUUUUGAUCGGAACAGGAAAGAUGAACUGCCACGAUUGCAGCUGGAAUGGAUUGAUAGCAUCUGCAUGCCUCUCUAUCAGGUUUUAGUGAAACUGAAUGGAAAAUUGAAGCCAAUGCUGGAUUCGGUGGUGGCCAAUAGAAAUAAGUGGGAGGAACUGCACCAAAAAAGACUGCUUUCCCAGGCAGCACCAACAUCCUCUUCCUCUUCUUCCAAGUGCUCCAUGUCUCUGGAGGACAUAAAUUAAAAAUGCAAGUGCUUCCUGCUGCUUGGAUAAAAAGUGUCUGAAAG
This is a messenger RNA of Varanus komodoensis (Komodo dragon), 2777 nucleotides long. RefSeq names its product phosphodiesterase 11A (gene PDE11A). Lineage: Eukaryota; Metazoa; Chordata; Lepidosauria; Squamata; Varanidae. Gene Ontology annotation, molecular function: protein binding; 3',5'-cyclic-nucleotide phosphodiesterase activity. The coding region runs from base 1 to 2733 and encodes 910 amino acids. The transcript is spliced from 20 exons. Gene Ontology annotation, biological process: signal transduction. The record is from RefSeq and is a predicted model, not a curated record.